UAACCCUCAUCCACAUUUAUGUGGUCAUAAGUUAUAGUACCAAGUAAUUAAGAUCCUGAGCAUAGUAAACCAGAAACUAAGAAGGUAACCGAGAAUCUCCUGCUUCCCAAUCUGAUCAAACCCAUCCGGCCACUUCCUAGAUUCUGUACAAAAGAUCUCCUUUUUUGGGCACACACCUUGCCCCAUCUGGGGUUCUUAUUCCCUUCUCCACUUCAACUGUUUCUACCUCAAAAUCUUGACUUUAUGCCUAAUUUUACUUUUCCUGGAUUAUCUCCAUGUGGGUAUUCUUUUGACUCCUCAAGGUUUCAUUCGGGCAAGUGAAAAAAUAACAUGGAUGAUGGUGAGAUAGAGAUUCCAGACCAGGGUUUUCUAUCAAAUCCCUAUCCUUCCAGUACCAUUCAGACAUCUUCAUCAAUAGACUCAUUUCUUGAUGAAUUCUUGAAAAAAACAAGAACAUGCACUCACAACCACACGUGCAACUCUCCAGGCCCCUACUCAGCCCACACCCACACAUGCUACCACACCCACACCCGGUUAUUUCCCUCCGGAGAAGAAAAUCCAGUGGGAAGACAACAGAGGCCUUUAGGGAACAGAGAAGCGGUGCGAAAGUACAGAGAGAAGAAGAAAGCACACACGGCUUACUUAGAAGAGGAAGUCAAGAAACUGAGGCUGUUGAACCAGCAGUUGGUUAGGAAACUACAAGGGCAGGCGAUUCUCAAAGCCGAAAUCUCGAGGCUGAGAGGGUUAUUGACAGAUCUCAGAGGGAAGAUUGACGGUGAAUUGGGUGUUUUCUCAUUGUGCAAUCCUACUUCUAGUUUUAAGGAAGGUGGUUGUGGGUUGGACUCGAAUGGGAGUGCAUUGGUGUUAGAGUGUGGGAAUGAGGUUCCAUGCUUUCAUCCUUAUUUGGGUGCAUCUGUGGUGGCUAGUGGUGGUGGUGGAGGUGGGAAGAUAGCGGACCUAGCUGUUCCAUGGGAAGAGAAUUGUCAACCGACGGUGAUCAACUGUCGAGCUAACACAAAUGAUGUAGUGAGUGCUGAAGAAAUCUGAAGAGGAAGAUCUCAUGUUCUU
Rhododendron vialii is the source of this 1068-nucleotide messenger RNA. RefSeq names its product basic leucine zipper 23-like. The coding region runs from base 331 to 1047 and encodes 238 amino acids. The transcript has 2 exons. Gene Ontology annotation, molecular function: RNA polymerase II cis-regulatory region sequence-specific DNA binding; DNA-binding transcription factor activity, RNA polymerase II-specific. Gene Ontology annotation, biological process: regulation of transcription by RNA polymerase II; DNA-templated transcription. The record is from RefSeq and is a predicted model, not a curated record. Lineage: Eukaryota; Viridiplantae; Streptophyta; Magnoliopsida; Ericales; Ericaceae.